Messenger RNA from Manis javanica (Malayan pangolin), 5550 nucleotides. It is a transcript of the gene FOXJ2, whose product is annotated as forkhead box J2. The record is from RefSeq and is a predicted model, not a curated record. Lineage: Eukaryota; Metazoa; Chordata; Mammalia; Pholidota; Manidae. Gene Ontology annotation, cellular component: nucleus. Gene Ontology annotation, biological process: regulation of transcription by RNA polymerase II. Gene Ontology annotation, molecular function: RNA polymerase II cis-regulatory region sequence-specific DNA binding; DNA-binding transcription factor activity, RNA polymerase II-specific.
CCCGCGCCCGCGCCCGCGCCCGCGCCGAGCCCCGCCACCGGCCGUGCGCCCUCUGGCUCCCCGGGAGCCCGGACCGGCCGGAGCCCGAGAGGUGGCAGCGCGGGGACCCUCACGCGCCGGAGGGAGCGGCCCGGACGGGACGGGACUCGAGGCGGCGCCGCGUUCACAGCAGCCAGUGGCUGGAGUCGGCGCCGCGGCCUCCCGGCCCCUGCUGCCCAGGCCAGCUCCCGAGAGCCGGGAGUCCGGGAACCCCACCCUCUGGGGCGCCCGGGGAGCGGAGGCGGGGGCGGGGACGCGAGCAGCCUCGCUCCCAGCUGGGGGGGAAGAUCCUUACCACUCGGCUGUCGGAGACGAGCCUCUCCUUGCUAGAGGCGAGGAAAACCCCCAUCCUGGCCUGGGGAUAGACCUCCAGAAGUAGCCGGGCGAUCCUCGCUGACGGAGGCAGGCGCAGAGAGCGCCCCGGCGCGCCUCCACCCCUCCAGGCGCGCUCGCAGCAGUUCAGGACUUUUGAGGCAGAGAAAGGAGCUAUGCCCGUGUGGUAGGCAGCCUCCAUCCUAUCCAGGACUCACAGGGCAGAGGCGUCCUCACGUUCCGAAGCAGAGGACACUCCGGGGAAGGAAGAGCGAUCGGCUGCCAGCCUCUCAGGAGAGGGGAAGAACUGCCCCCUCAACUUCCUCGUGCCUAGACGGUGGAACAGGGCAGAGCCCCUGCGCGCCCAUCUCCGGCAGCCAGACAGAGCCCUCCACUCCCGAAAGAGCCAGUUUGGGGGGGAGGGGGACUCCCCCAAGGGGGAGGAGACAACUCCUGGCUGGGAGAGGCUCCUCCCCUCCUCUCCAGGGCAGCAGGCAGGGUGUGGGGGGUGUGCCAGCUUCCCCAGGUAGGCCCUCCUUCUCCUCCCCCACCUUCCCCCCCUCCGCCUCCCUGCGCUCCUCAUCUUCAGGGCACCGAGUUCUCCUCCCCAGCUUGGGAGGCUCAGCCCAGGACUGGAAGAGCCACCGAGGAUGACACUGUUCCUUCGCCUUUGAAGAGGGGCGUCCCUCCACCCCCAAACUUCAGUACCAGGUGGCUCCCUCCCUUUGCUGGGGGCACCUUGGCGACAGAUGAAGAGACUACAGCAUCAAGAGGUUAAUACACUUGCCUGAGGUUGCACAGCCAGGAAGUAGUGGAGCCAGGAUUGACACCCUGACUGGUAACUGGUAAUGUGAACCCAGAAGUACCAUGGCUUCUGACCUAGAGAGUAGCCUCACCUCCAUAGACUGGCUCCCCCAGCUGACCCUCCGGGCUACCAUUGAGAAGCUUGGGAGUGCGGCCCAGGCUGGGCCUCCAGGUGGCAGCCGCAAGUGUCCGCCAGGCUCACCUACAGAUCCUAAUGCCACCCUGAGCAAAGAUGAGGCAGCAGUCCACCAGGAUGGCAAACCACGAUACAGCUAUGCCACCCUCAUCACCUAUGCCAUCAACUCCUCCCCAGCCAAGAAGAUGACUCUCAGUGAGAUCUACCGCUGGAUCUGUGAUAACUUCCCCUAUUACAAGAAUGCUGGCAUCGGUUGGAAGAAUUCAAUUCGGCACAACCUUUCUCUCAACAAGUGUUUCCGGAAGGUGCCCAGACCUCGGGAUGACCCCGGGAAGGGGUCUUACUGGACGAUUGACACCUGUCCUGACAUCUCCCGAAAGAGAAGACACCCCCCAGAUGAUGAUCUAUCCCAAGACUCACCAGAACAGGAGGCAAGCAAGAGCCCACGGGGAGGUGUUCCAGGGAGUGGGGAAGCCUCGCUCCCCCCUGAGGGGAAUCCUCAGAUGGCACUUCAGAGCCCUGCAUCUAUCACCGGCUACAGCCAGGGCACAGGAUCUGUGGAUGGUGGAGCAGUAGCAGCAGGGGCUCCAGGCCGGGAAAGUGCUGAGGGUCCCCCUCCCCUGUAUAAUACCAACCAUGACUUCAAAUUCUCCUACUCAGAGAUCAAUUUUCAGGAUCUAAGCUGGUCCUUCCGUAACCUCUACAAAUCCAUGCUGGAGAAGUCAUCUUCCUCCUCUCAGCAUGGCUUCUCGUCUCUCCUGGGGGACAUGCCACCCUCUAACAACUACUACAUGUACCAGCAGCAGCCACCGCCUCAACAGCAGCCGCCCCAGCCGCCCCAGCCGCCCCCACAGCCUGUGCAGCCGCAGCCACAGACACCAGCCCAGGGCCCCUCAACUGUAGGGGGUGCCCCUCCACUGCACGCCCCAAGCCCAGAUGGCUGUACCCCCCAAGGGGGGAAGCAAGCCGGUGCAGAAGGCUACGGGCCUCCCCCGGUGAUGGCCAUGCACCCCCCCCAACUGCAGCACGCAGGCUAUCACCAUCCCCAUCAGCACCAUCCCCACCCCCACCCUGCCCAGCAGCCGCCGCAGCAGCAGGCACAAGGCCAGCCUCCUCUCAACAGUGCUGGCUUCGCCUUUCCUUCUGACUGGUGCUCAAAUAUCGACUCCUUAAAGGAAAGCUUCAAGAUGGUAAAUCGGCUCAACUGGUCCAGCAUUGAGCAGUCACAGUUCUCAGACCUGAUGGAGAGUCUGCGACAGGCAGAGCAGAAGAACUGGAGCCUCGACCAGCAUCAUAUUGCCAAUCUGUGCGACUCCCUCAACCACUUCCUUACACAGACUGGUCAUGUGCCCCCCCAGGGGGCCCCCCACCGGCCACCAGCCCCUGCCCGUAUUCCUGACUCCUGUGCCCUCACCAGUGGCAAGCAAGAGCCAGCCAUGAACCAAGUGAACUCUUAUGUGCACCCACAAGCCCCCCAUCUCUACCCUGGCCCAUCACCAAUGUACCCAAUUCCCACCCAGGACUCAGCAGGGUACAAUCGCCCAGCACACCACAUGGUCCCUCGGCCACCAGUUCCCCCUCCUGGUGCCAGUGAGGAGAUCCCUGAUGACUUCGACUGGGACUUGAUCACUUAGUGCGUCAUCGAGUGUGGCUGUGAGCCCAGGGCUGGGCGUUGAAGUCUGGCGAUGGGGAAGGGCAGCCCCAGCCCAUCCCUCCCCUAUUCCUCUGUACAUAGAUAAACAUCCUCUUUCUUUCUUGCUCUGUCAGAGAAGCCGCUGCAAGAUGCUGCCGAAGAUAACCCCCUUUCCUGCCUCAUUCUUCCUCUUCCUCCUUUUUCCCCACUUCUUUUAUUAUUAUUCUUAUUAUAUUAUUAUUAUUAUUAUAUUAUUGGGUAUAUGCUAUCCCCAGUCUCCUAUCCCUACACCAUGGACUGUGUCCACCCCUUGGCUAAUUUAAAAUCAUUUGGCUGGAAGGUGAGGCCUUGGUAGCUAUGGAGAAAGGUUCGAACUCCAAUUACUUUUCUCUUAGAGAAAUUCAAUGCUAAUCCCACCGUUCAGGCCUAAAUUGUUUUCUGUUCCUGUCAGUUCAGCCCAGGACUGGAGAGGCCACAUUAUCAAGUAAAAGUGAUCCUAAAACACUGCUUGGCAGCCAUAAAUUUGCAGGUUUUACUCAAUGGUGCUAAUUUUGUUCUCUGAGUUCUUCCUCACCCCUUUAUAUCUUCAGUCCUUACUCCUGCCAAUCCUCAUUCCCCAUUAAGUGUCAGAGUGAUGGUGGUGGUACAGGAGGGCGACAGUAUAAUCCUAGUGGAGUAAGAGCCUGGGUUGGGUCAUGUAGAACACUGUAGAGGGGUGAUGAAAUGUAACGGAGUCAGAAAUGGGGUAUAUGCUACUGUCAAAUAAACUUCCGUUGGCCUAUUCCUAGCCCAUUCUCUGUAGGAGAUAGAGUUGGUCUCAGCCAGGACUCUGCUUCUGUGGUGGGGAUGAAGACAACUAUUUAGCAUAGGCUCAGCUUUUAGGAGAUGGUUUCAAUGUAACCACAUUGGCUUUUAAACAAAAUUUUCUCUGGAAAUUAAGUGUGGCUAGUAAUUACACUUGUAAAUUAUCCCUCCAUCCCCAGUUCUCCUGUGUGAGUAUUAUUUUGUCCUCCUUUAGUUGUUUGCUCAUUCUGUCCACCCAUCUUAUUUUGUUUCCCCAUUUUCUGGGAUUCUCAAAAGAAAAGUAACCCAUUAUCACUCUUAAUUUCAUCAUGUCCUAGGACAUGAUGGAAUCUCUUUCCCACCAGUCAUAGUAGAACCAAACCUAUAGUACUGGUGGCAGGAGGGCGGGGAAACGAAAAGGAAGCUGGUGUGGACACGAGUAGGGAAUAUUCCAGUUAUUUAAUUACGCAGGCAGAUGCUUCUCUUGGAAUCCAGAUAAUUGGGCUGAAGCUUUUGGAAUUAGGCUUUUUUGGGGUGAAGGAAGUUAAUAGAGGACAUUGAAUAAUCUAGAUGGAAGAGUUCAGUAAAGGCUGAGGGAGACAACAUAUCUCUUUGAACAAGGAGUGGUCAUGAUUUAUUACUGCAAAGGACUAGUGUAUAUUUAAUGUUAACUGUUGAAUUUUAGUUAUGGGAGGGAAGAUCAAUUUUACUUCUGUUUUUAUUUCACUGAAUGUUCACUUUCCAAAGCUACAGGAACAAAAUAUAUGGAAUGGGCAGGACCCCUCUCUCUGUGACUUCUGCUUUUUGUUCAGAUUCUUUUAUUUACUGAUGAUUUCCAAGAGGUCUAGCUUUCCACUCUCCUGCUUUUUCCCCUCACCCACUCCUUCCUCCCCUUGGUAAGGGGGUUAUAUAUGAAAGUCUGUUGAAGUCCGAUGAGACUGAAGUAAAGGAGCAGGAAAGGGCUGUUAACUAAAGAGCACUUUAUUUCUUUGAAGUUCUUUGUAAGAAAUGGGAAUAGGCAUAGCUUGAAUCCCCCAUGUAUUGGGGGGCAGUCAGUGAGGCUGAAGGAUGACAUAAUAUUCCCCACUGGGGAGAGGAGAAUUUCUCAUAGAGGGAGCAAAAUGCCCUUGCCCACUGUCCAUUCUUUUCCUUCUUUCUGGUCCAGGUGCCUCCUACACACAACUUCCCAGCUUUCCCCCUAAGAUUCCCCCUUGACAGAUUAUGAUUCCUCUUUUUUGAACCCCUUAUCUACUCAGGUCCAUCCAGGAUUUGUGAGGGUAGACGAAAUCAUCCAUGUGAAUGUCCCUUGUUUAUAAUUCGUCUGUGUCUUCUGAAAACUAGUCUCCUUAAGGACUCUGGUGGACAGCCAGGGUAACUGAAGUUUGGGGCUAGGGCUGGAGAUUGGCCGUCAGGCCUCCUGGGAUUUUAGCUCUCCUCCACUAAACUCAGCCUUGCGAAAUGGCACAGGACCAACCUGGCCCUCUUUGGGUCUCAGUUUCCCCUCCCUUCCAUAAAAUGGAAAAUACUUUUUCUUGUUGGUCCUGCAUUGCUGGACUUGAAGUAUAGUCGUCUUCGUAUUGGGUGAUGUGUGCAACACUGCAGAAGCUCACUGCCUAAAGAGGAAGUAAGGGAGAAAGUGGAGGAAAGGGACAGAAGGAGCAAUUACUUGGUAUAGAUCCACCCAUCCCUGCCUUCCUCUCUUCAACCCCCAUGUUUCUGGUUUGCUGAGUCCUUAAUACCACCCAUAAUGCUUUGCAUUGGUGCAGGCUGGGAAAUGGGUGUAUGGUCUCACAAGUUGUUUUUUGCAUGCUUUCUUAAUAAAAAAAAAAUGUUUAUGAUUUUA